Messenger RNA from Geosmithia morbida, 1842 nucleotides. Its product is annotated as cell division cycle 20-like protein 1, cofactor of APC complex. Gene Ontology annotation, cellular component: anaphase-promoting complex. The transcript has 2 exons. Gene Ontology annotation, biological process: positive regulation of ubiquitin protein ligase activity; anaphase-promoting complex-dependent catabolic process; positive regulation of anaphase-promoting complex-dependent catabolic process. Gene Ontology annotation, molecular function: protein binding; anaphase-promoting complex binding; ubiquitin ligase activator activity. The record is from RefSeq and is a predicted model, not a curated record. Lineage: Eukaryota; Fungi; Ascomycota; Sordariomycetes; Hypocreales; Bionectriaceae. The coding region runs from base 1 to 1842 and encodes 613 amino acids.
AUGGAUGAGGCAAAGCAGACUCCUCUCGGAGAUACCCCUCGAGACUCAACUCCACCGCCCCGGUCCGACCGUGGGAGGCUUGAGGCCAAGAAAAACCCCGCUACCAACAUGCACCGUCGAACAAGGAGCUCCGCAAGGAUGAGUGAGGGCCCCACGCGACCGAGUCCCUUCGACCCUGAGGCUGUCGAUAGUGCUUUGCUGCGAGAGUUUAGCCGCCCGCAUCGUGAGAGCACGCCAAGCGCAAGCCCUCAUAGGAAGCGUCAACGCAUAAACGGCGAUCGGUUAGUGCAACAAAGUCUUCGUACCAUCCAUCCUGCCUUCUCAAAACUGAUCGAAGUACCUAGAUUCAUCCCCACGCGAUCUGGCCAGGAUCUGCAGGCUAGCUUCAGCUUGCUCCAUGACGACGGCUCACCGGCCACACCAUCAAAACAGAAGAAGCGAACUCCUCAAGGGGAGCUUCACUUUCAGAAGACGGAGGAAGCAAACCGUACAUUCUCAACUCUGCUUCGUGCCGAGCUGUUCGAGGACUCAGUACCUCAAGUAACACCUCCUACGCUAUCCCCCGACCACACACUCCACUCAGUCUCUCAUUACGACGAACAUGAUGGGACGAGGUCAAGAACACCCCCGCCCCAGGGCUCCAACAACGCUGCUCGGUCUUCGUUGACACCUUCAACACCUCACAAGAAUCUCUUCUCCUACCUCUCACCACGUCACCACAACCACAUCGCUGGCCACCCUACACCAACAAAGACACCACAGAGCCGUCAUGGUCCGAACCUGGACACGCGGGCAGAGAUCUACAGCCUAUCACCCGUAAGGCUGAAUAGCCAACAAAUACUUCUAAGCCCACGUCGUCAGCCUCGAGCAGUCAGCAAGGUCCCUUACAAGGUCCUCGAUGCCCCAGAGCUGGCCGAUGACUUUUACCUUAACCUGGUGGAUUGGGGGAGCGCAAAUGUACUUGGCGUCGGCCUCGGCUCUAGUGUUUAUAUGUGGAACGCUCAGACGAGUAAGGUUAACAAGCUCUGCACACUGGAAGACGAUACCGUGACGAGUGUCUCUUGGAUUCAGAAAGGAACACAUCUGGCUAUCGGUACAGGCAAGGGGCUUGUUCAGAUCUGGGACGCGGAAAAGACGAGGAGGUUACGAACCAUGACUGGCCACACGGCCCGUGUUGGGUCCCUCGCAUGGAACACACACAUUCUCACUUCUGGAUCACGAGACCGACUCAUUUAUCACCGUGAUGUGCGGGCACCGGACCAGUGGAUGAGGAAGCUUGUCGGGCACAAGCAGGAAGUGUGUGGACUGAAAUGGAACUGCGAAGACGGUCAGCUGGCGAGCGGUGGUAAUGACAACAAGCUCAUGGUCUGGGACAAGCUAUCAGAGACGCCCCUGUGGAAGUUCUCCGACCACACUGCCGCCGUUAAGGCCAUGGCCUGGUCGCCGCAUCAGCGAGGCCUGUUGGCAUCGGGCGGCGGCACGGCUGACAGACGCAUCAUCUUCCACGACACGGUCAAGGGAACUGUCAUCAACGAGAUCGACACUGGCAGCCAAGUUUGCAACCUCGCCUGGUCCAAGAACUCGAAUGAGAUUGUGUCGACACACGGAUACAGCCAGAACCAAAUUGUGGUUUGGAAGUACCCGUCUAUGACUCAGGUUGCCAGCCUCACCGGACACACCUACCGUGUAUUGUAUCUGGCAAUGAGCCCUGACGGCCGCGUCGUCGUCACAGGUGCUGGGGACGAAACACUGAGGUUCUGGUCGUUGUUUGGUCGUCGACCAGGUGCGCGAGAAGAAGGUGACGCGGGCGGUCGUUUCGGAAACUGGGGUGUGAUCCGGUGA